GUCGUGUUGAAAAAAAAUAGAAGCUGAACGAGGAGAAAGCGCCGAAAUGGAGGCCGGCGUAGGUGGCUAAACACGAGAAGUGACAAACCGAUACAUUUUCAAUAAACUUUGAGGCGCUUAUGAUUCUCAAAAAGAGUAUAUCUGAGAAGAAUCUAGUUAUCCAUAGCUAGAUAACUCUGCAUUGGAUAUUGUUGGUUUAAAGGAGCAGCAGAUUGACCAUGGCGACGGACACCAGCUCCCCGCCACGGUUCUUCCACAUGCCGCGGUUCCAGCACCAGGCACCACGGCAGCUCUUCUACAAGCGCCCCGACUUCGCCCAGCAGCAGGCCAUGCAGCAGCUCACCUUCGACGGCAAGCGCAUGCGUAAGGCUGUCAACCGCAAGACCAUCGACUACAACCCCUCGGUCAUUAGACACCUGGAGAAUCGUUUGUGGCAGCGAGACCACAGAGAUUUCCGUGCCAUCCAACCAGAUGCAGGAUGCUACAAUGAUCUGGUUCCUCCUGUGGGCAUCUUGAGUAACCCCAUGAAUGCAGUUACCACAAAGUUUGUCCGAACUUCCACGAACAAAGUGAAGUGCCCUGUCUUUGUCAUAAGGUGGACUCCUGAGGGGAGGCGUCUUGUCACAGGAGCCUCCAGUGGGGAGUUCACCUUGUGGAACGGACUCACCUUCAACUUUGAGACCAUCUUACAGGCCCAUGACAGCCCUGUGCGGGCCAUGACCUGGUCUCACAAUGACAUGUGGAUGCUGACGGCUGACCAUGGCGGCUACGUCAAGUACUGGCAGUCCAACAUGAACAACGUCAAGAUGUUCCAGGCUCACAAGGAGGCGAUUAGAGAGGCCAGUUUCUCACCUACGGAUAAUAAAUUUGCCACUUGCUCUGAUGACGGAACCGUACGCAUCUGGGACUUUCUACGCUGUCACGAGGAGAGAAUUCUCAGAGGUCAUGGAGCUGACGUGAAGUGUGUGGACUGGCAUCCCACUAAAGGCCUGGUGGUUUCAGGGAGCAAAGAUAGCCAGCAGCCAAUAAAAUUCUGGGAUCCCAAGACCGGACAGAGUUUGGCCACACUUCACGCCCAUAAGAACACGGUGAUGGAGGUGAAAUGGAACCUGAACGGUAACUGGCUGCUGACAGCGUCCCGCGACCACCUGUGUAAGCUCUUUGACAUCCGCAACCUCAAGGAGGAGCUACAGGUGUUCCGGGGCCACAAGAAAGAGGCCACAGCUGUAGCGUGGCACCCUGUCCACGAAGGCCUGUUCGCCAGCGGAGGCUCGGAUGGUUCCCUCCUCUUCUGGAACGUAGGUGUGGAGAAGGAGGUGGGCGGAAUGGAGAUGGCCCAUGAGGGCAUGAUCUGGAGCCUGGCGUGGCACCCGCUCGGGCACAUCCUCUGCUCGGGAUCCAACGACCACACCAGUAAAUUCUGGACGAGGAAUCGGCCAGGGGACAAGAUGAGGGACAGAUACAAUCUGAAUUUGUUACCUGGGAUGUCAGAGGAUGGAGUGGAAUACGAUGACAUGGAGCCAAACAGCUUAGCUGCCAUUCCUGGUAUGGGGAUCCCCGAUCAGCUCAAAGCUGCCAUGGAACAAGAGGCAAGCGAUAAAGAGACUGCAGCCGAAGAGGAGAUGAGCAUCCCAGGUCUGGAUUGGGGGAUUGAGGAGAUUUUACAGAAAGACCAGAAGAAGGUGCCACAGAAGAAGGUCCCCUACGCCAAACCCAUCCCUGCCCAAUUCCAACAGGCCUGGGCGGACAAUAAGGUGCCUCUCGUGCCACCGGGAGGAGAGAAGAAAGAAAGGAUGGAUGAGAAGAAAAUGGAUGGGAAGACAAACACCAACCCGAUGAUGCUAGAGCAAAUGAAGAUGGACCGUAUGAAUCAGAUGGACGGGAACAUGCCUCCCCCAGGAGGUCCACAAGGACCCAUGCCACCUUUCCCUGGCCAGGGAGGAACCAUGCCCCCACCUCCUCAGGGCUUCCCCCAGUCCAUGCCCCCUCAGCAGAUGCCCCACAACAUGGGGCCCCCCAUGGGCCCUGGCGUCAUGCAGGCUCCGUUCAUGCGUCCGGGCCAGAUGGGCCCCCCUCCAGGGUCCCAGCACCACCAGGGGCCUCCUCAGGGCAUGAUGGGUCCCCCUGACCUCCAUGGGCCCCAAGGCAUGCAGAGGCACCCCGGCCCCCACAGAAACAUGGGCCCCCAGGGGCCUCACGGCAUGCCUCCCGGACCCAGAGGGAUGCAGGGCCCCCCCGGAAACAUGCAAGGCCCCCCACCGGGAGGAAUGAUGGGGCCCCCUCCUCGAGGCCAGGGGCCUCCACCACAGGGGGGCAUGAUGCCCCCUCAGGGGAAUAUGAUGGGCCCACAGGGACCCAUGCAGGGCGGGGUGGGAAUGGGGCCUCCCAUGCAGAACCCUCCCAGGACACACGGCAACAUGCCAGGCAUGGGGGGCAUGCAUGGGAUGGGCAACAUGCAGGGGCCACCCCCAGGUGGGAUGCACGGGCCCCCACCGGGUAACAUGCAAGGACCCCCCGGGAACAUGCAGGGACCUCCUGGAAACAUGCAAGGACCCCCAGGCAAUAUGCAGGGCCCACCAGGCAACAUGCAGGGGCCUCCAUCCUACAUGCAGCACCAGGUGGGACAAAACACUGGCCCCAUGAUGCAUGGGAUGGGACAGCAAGGACCCAAUGGCAAAGGAGAUACCCGAGGGCCCCCCAACCACCACAUGGGUCCUCCACCUGGGGGCCAGGGGCAGGGCGGCCCUGGGGGCCCUGACCAGGGCUCUGGUUCUUACUGGGGAGACUCUCAGCAGGGGCGCCGAUCCAACGACUUCAAUGAAGGUGGCCAGGACUUCCACGGACGGGGAGAGGAGAGCUGGAGGAGAGGGUCCAGCCAGGAAUACCAGGGAGGCCACAGAGGAGGGGGCAAGGGGGAGGGGGGGGAAUGGGGGAAACUGGGGCUCUUCUGAGGAAAGAUUCCCCGUGAUGGGGGAGAGUUCCGAGGCCGCAGGGACGACAGGUACAGAGGGGUUGGACAGGGUCGCCCUGGGGGGAGGGGGUUCCCUGAUGAGUUUGGUGGGCAGGAAGAGAACUUUGACACCUCAAAUGAGAUGGCCGGAGGUUGGGACAACGGAGGGAGGGGGAGACCCCCCCGA
Molecule: messenger RNA, 3137 nt
Organism: Oncorhynchus tshawytscha (Chinook salmon)
Lineage: Eukaryota; Metazoa; Chordata; Actinopteri; Salmoniformes; Salmonidae
Gene: wdr33
Product: WD repeat domain 33
Exons: 19
Coding region: 219-2951 (910 amino acids)
Cellular component (GO): mRNA cleavage and polyadenylation specificity factor complex
Molecular function (GO): protein binding
Source: RefSeq, a predicted model, not a curated record